AUGAAUGAUUUUGGAUCAAUUCAAUCGGAUGAGACCGAUUUUCUCAUUGGAACCAAGAUGAAGAAUGGUAGUAGCGAAGAUUCAAGUGUUGGAUCAUUCUCACCGGUCAAGAUGAGACGAAAGAGAUGUUGUGCACCCAAAGAUGACUAUGACGACGACGAUGACACCUUUUUACAGAGAUUUGGAGCAUUCCUCAAACGUGUAUUCCUACCAAGAGGUAAAAUGCCACAUGACGAUAGAAUCAAUAUGGAUUGGUUACAAAAAUGGAGAAAAUAUAAUAGAUUCCCUUGGAAGUUACUGGUUCAUUUGGUUUUAACUAUUUGUUUAACUUCAAUUAUAUUUAUUGAAACUGGUGAUUUAACAGAUUAUUCAGUUGGUAUUGAAGCUACUUGGUACAAAGUAUUCUUUCCAAAUGAUUUUGCAUAUGAAGGUGAUUUUGGAUCAAAUAUAUUAUUCCUUUAUACCAUUCAAGAAUCUAUAGACCUAGUUCAAAAUAAUUUAAAUAAUUAUGAUUCAUGGGUAAAUGCAUCUGUAAAUAAGUUUUCAGUGGUUGAUGAUCUUUCAGAACCACCAUUUAGUGUAUCACUUGUAAUAUCAUCUUAUAAAGAUUGCGAUCAAGUAUUUGAUACAUCGAUCGUAAAGGCAAAUACUGAUACUUUUUCAACAUCAUAUAUAAUAUCAUCAGCUGAUUUGGGACCAUUGGCAAUAUCACCAGAUAAUGAUCUUCAUACUUUAUUCUAUUGUAUGAGUUCAAUGUAUAUUGAUUAUUCAUUUACCAAUGUACAUUUACAAUACGAUCGACCAAUAGCUUAUUCAUGGAGAAUUAGAACAUUUUUCGAUAAUACCAUUCAAGCUGGUAGAAUUAAAGUUACUCUUACUCCUUAUAAAAGUAGAACUUCUGAAUUACCAUACUCAAAAUUGAUACAAUCAUCAAAAUUAGUAUUAGAUACAGUAGUUAUAAUCUUUUCAUUGUUGUCACAAUUUUUGGCAUGGAGAUCAUUUAUGUUUUCAUUCAAGACAUUCCAAAGAACUAAAAAGAUUGUGAUGAGAAGAUCAGUUCGUGGUAUACCUAUUAGCGUAUCGUCGACGAUUGAAUGGGGAUCGUUGCCAUGGAAGACAAAGUUGAGAUUCUUUAACUUGUGGUUUGUCAUGUGCUUUGUAUCCAACAUUUGCACGUUGGUUGGAGCAUUCCUCGAUUUCUUUGAGACGUCUGGAAGCAAUGCUGCAUCGGCUUGCAAGUUGUUCCUUGGUCUUGGCACGUUAUUGUCGUGGGUCAAUAUGAUUAGAUAUCUCGAGUUUGACAGCAAGUCUACAGCUGUCAUUAAUGCACUUGGAAAGGGUCUGCCCAACAUUCUUAGAUUCUCGGCUGGCAGUUUGCCCAUUUUCAUUGGAUUUGCUUUGUUUGGUCUCAUGUACUUUUCAGAGACGAGCUCGCGAUUCAGCACGUUUACAGAGGCUGCCGUGACACUAUUCGGUCUACAAAAUGGUGAUGAUGUGCAAGCGACGUUUAGAGCCACCGAAAAGAGCUCGAUUGUGUCGCGUGUCUACUUUUUCGUGUUUGUCUUUAUCUCGAUGUACGCUAUUGCCAACAUCUACAUUGCUAUCAUGGAGGCAUCCUAUUCGGCAUCGGUUGGCAUCAAGUCCAAGAUGGAGAGAAACUGGGAGGAAAAGAUCAAGAAUCAAAACACACCUGCCGACGAACUCAACAUGGACGAUCAGCUUUGGGAUACUUUAUUGGGUCUCAAGGAUAGUGAUUCAUCCGAUGGUGAUGGUAGUGGUGGAAGUAGUGGUGGUGGAAUUGGUGGUAAUGGUAAUCAAUCUAAAAAGGAUGGCAGUGGUGGUUCAAACCCAACAAAGAAAUUGAAAAAGAAAAAGUUCAAAACCAACAAGAGUCUAACAGAAUCACAAAUAUUAAAGACUGAUAUGGCAUUAUCAACUUUAGACAUGGAUGCAAUGGUUGAUGAAUUAUCAAAAACCAUCUUGGAGAAACAAUUAGCAUUCAACAAGGAAUUACAAACUCUUAUUCGUACUUCAAUUCAUCAAAAGAUUGAAAAUAUGAUUCAAUCAAAGAAAAUAUCAAUAUCUCAACCAGCUCCUUCAACUACCACUACUACUCAACCAUCAACAACUUCAACUGUUGAUAAUAAUAACAACAAUAACAACAAUAACAAUAAUAAUAAUAAUAAUAACAAUAAUAAUAAUUUAAAUAAUACUUUUAAUCUUUUUGGUCAAGAUGAUGAUACUCAAAGUAAUGUUUCAUGGGGAGAGGUAAAUGUUAUAAACAUCCAUGCCGAUGAUGAUUCUCCUUCUUCGUCUGGUAGUGAUACCGGUUCGGAUGACGAUUCAAACUAA
This is a messenger RNA of Cavenderia fasciculata, 2352 nucleotides long. Its product is annotated as mucolipin. Bases 1 to 2352 code for a protein of 783 amino acids. Lineage: Eukaryota; Evosea; Eumycetozoa; Acytosteliales; Cavenderiaceae. The transcript is spliced from 5 exons. The record is from RefSeq and is a predicted model, not a curated record. Gene Ontology annotation, molecular function: NAADP-sensitive calcium-release channel activity. Gene Ontology annotation, cellular component: plasma membrane; lysosomal membrane.